GCAAUUAUAGAGGAGUUCCGCAACAAGCUGAAAUCACGAAAGCCAGGAGAUAUCUAUAGCCUAGGCAGAUUGUUCCGCAGACUCGACGACGACGGAGACCGGAAAUUGAAUAACGACGAGUUUGAGAAGCUCCUUCGAGAAAUCGGCAUUCGCAAUCAGCAGGUGUGCGCGCUACUUUUCCAGCGCUUUGACACUGACUUAUCCGGCACAGUUGACUAUGAUGAAUUCCUCAGGGCCAUUCGUGGCAAGAUGAGCAACCGUCGAAGAGAGGCAGCCGCGGCUGUUUUCGACCAUCUCGAUUCUAAUGGAGAUGGAUUGCUGACUUCAGAGGAUGUCAAUUGUGUCAACCCAUCGAAUCAUCCCGAUGUCAAAGCUGGCAUCAGGCGUCCAGAGGAUAUAUUCGCCGAAGUUAUGCAAGUUUUUGACGCUAAUGACGAUGGAAGAGUGUCCCUUGAAGAAUGGCUUGA
Perkinsus marinus ATCC 50983 is the source of this 467-nucleotide messenger RNA. RefSeq names its product centrin, putative. The record is from RefSeq and is a predicted model, not a curated record. The transcript is spliced from 4 exons. Gene Ontology annotation, molecular function: calcium ion binding. Lineage: Eukaryota; Perkinsozoa; Perkinsida; Perkinsidae. The annotation marks the transcript as partial.